Monopterus albus (swamp eel) is the source of this 10397-nucleotide messenger RNA. It is a transcript of the gene zfyve26, whose product is annotated as zinc finger, FYVE domain containing 26. Gene Ontology annotation, molecular function: phosphatidylinositol-3-phosphate binding; metal ion binding. NCBI's taxonomy places the organism in Eukaryota, Metazoa, Chordata, Actinopteri, Synbranchiformes, Synbranchidae. The record is from RefSeq and is a predicted model, not a curated record. Gene Ontology annotation, biological process: mitotic cytokinesis; double-strand break repair via homologous recombination; regulation of cytokinesis. Gene Ontology annotation, cellular component: midbody; centrosome; lysosomal membrane.
GCUGAUUUUGUCACAUGACGGUUAACAUGCUCCUAGCUGUGCACCGUAAGUUAUCAACAGAAAGCAGUAGCUAGGAGUAAAAUUAACAACUAAACUCGGGGUAAAAGCACAAAGAUAUGAGUGAAGGAAGCUCAAGUGUGCUGUCUGGCUACAUGUUAGUAAAAGUGCCUCGCCAGCUGUGACCACCUAGCAAAGGAGUGUCACAGUGUAAGUGGCCAUGCAUCCUUUUGGCUGUGAGGCAGAGACCUCACUUCAGGACCUGUUUGAGUACUUCAAGAGGUGCCUGCAGCAUGGAGAGUGGGAGCUGGCCAGUGCCUGUGUGCCGCAGCUCAUCACUUCAACAGGAGGGCUUUCAGAAAACCUGCAAGACUUAAUCAAAGCUAUUGUCUGCCAUCCUUACAAUUUAAAAUGGGAGUCUGUGGGGAGUCCACACAAGCUGGCAUGGUUUUGGCUUCAGGUUCUGUUGAAAUGGACAGAAGAGCAGAUUUCUCCCAGUGUCAGAAGAGAGCUGGAGUUCCUGUUGCUCCUGGAGGAACUGGGCUCAGAGAGCAUACCAGACACUGUUCUCAAGGAUCUGCACCAGGCCUUCUUGGAUACGCAGUCUAACCAAAAGCCUGCAGCAGGUUCAAGGUCAACAGAUGCUGCUGUUGAGUCAUGCCUCAGAACCUUAUUGGAGAAGAAGCCCAGACUGGCCCAGUGUUUAGCUCAGUUCUUACAGGACCAGUCAUGGACAGAUGGCCAUUCUCUGCAGCGGCCGUUUGUCCAACACCUGAUGAAUAAACUCAGAAAGCCAGAGAGGAAGCAGGAGAAGGUAGAGGAGUGGGUGGAGGAGAUAUAUGCUGUGUUGGCUGUGAUGCCAUGGAGCUCUGGUAGUAGUGGUGGGCAGUUUGAGGCACUGUGUGAGGUGCUGUGGGCAGCCAGGCAUGGACCCCUGACAGAGGAGAGGAUCCUGAACUCGCUGCUUCGCCCUCGGUGUCAUGCUUUGGUUUCUGUGUACUGCUCCACUGCUCUGAGGCUUCAGAGGGAUCAUCUGCUGAGGAGCUCGCCUAACACACAAGUUGACCUCUCUGAAGCCGAGAAGCUGACCCUCAGUUUAUGUUGCCACAGAGAUCGUCCAUCAGCUUGGAAAGCUGUCUAUUUUGAGUGCCUUAGUAGUGGGAAGCACUUCCUAGAGCAGGUCUUGGUUACUGCACUCGACUUGAUUAAACAUGAGGAGUUUUCUCAGUUAAAAGACUUGGUGCACCUGGAGUUCCAGCCGCUGUCUCGUCUCCUGUUGCUCCUGGGAUGGACUCAGUGUCGCAGCCUGAGCUCAGCUCAAACGCUGCUCAGCCUCCUUCACCGAGAGCAGGCACCAUCCAAUGACUUUGUUCUGCAGGAAUAUGCCAAUCUAUUGUCCUCUCAGCUUGAAGUACUUGAAUGGUGUAGAAGCAACAAUCCGGGUGUUUCCAUGGAGGCACUGCUGGCACAGCUUCACACUCUAGACAAUCACUCUGCCCUUUAUAUUCUGCACUCCCUGACUCCUUUGCCUCAGUUUGAGGAGCGCAGGAUACUGGAUCUGUUGCAGCGGCCACCAAAUUCUCCAGGAACAGAGGACGCGGAGGCCAUCGGCACUCCCAGCCCUGUUGUGCAGAGGAACGUAGUGUUGUUCCAGGGGUUCUGUGCCAUGAAGUAUGCCAUCUAUGCUCUCUGUGUAAAUGCACAUAAAUACUCAUGCUUAAGCCAAGCACAGAUCAUGUUAACAUCAUUUAGAGCUUCUCUGUUGUCUUUUCCAGCGUGCCAUUUGCAGUUUCAGCACUACCUGUCAGAGUGUCAGCUCUAUCUGGAGGCUGUGCCUGCCAUGUUCCGCCUGGAGCUUCUGGAGAAUAUCUUCUCCCUUUUAUUUCUCUCCACCGCUGACUUUACACAGCACACUCAAAAAGACACAAACUCAAAUCUGAACACGGCGAAUGCCGAUCAAGAGUGUUUAUCAGAUACAACAAACAAAAAUGCAGAAUUAGGAGUCAGAGGAAAGGCAGAUAAGGCUGAGGAAAGCAGGAAAGAGAGCCUAAAGGUGCGUGCAAGUUCACCCACAUUAGCCCACCAUAGCCACCUGGACCUUGGACACGUCAUCCAGGGCUGCAGGGGGUUUGUGGUCGAUGUGACAGCCAUGGAGGGUUUCCUAAAGCUGCUUAAAGAAGGGUUGGAGGGCAUGUGUGUGGUAGGCCAGCAGGAGGGACAGGAAGCGGGAAGAGCACUGCCUCAAGAAGCUAAGGCGGCAGAGAGUCUCGGCUGCUCAGUGACAGCUGAGACGUUCGGCGCUCGUCUGCAAAGGUUGUCCAAACGCACUGCAGAGGCUCAGUGGAGGCUCCAGAUCGUCACCAGCAAUCAGGGCAGUGGAAGCGAUUCCGAAGGUGCUUUCCAGAUGUCGGUGGUCAGCUGUACUACUGCUUCUCUGCAUCAAAGCAAGAGCUCAAGUCUGAGGAGGAGGAGGAGGAAACCAGGCAGACAUGCUACAGAGAGAAAAACCUCCAUAGAGAAACACAAUGGAGAAGUUAGCACAAGUGCUUCAGAUAGUGGAGGAGGGACAGUGGCAAGCUGUGUGGAACCGGAGGUUUGUCCAUGCGGAGGUCCUCACAGCUGGCUGGUCCCCGCCAUGCUGUCCCCGCCAGAGUCUCUGCUAAUGUCCUGCAUCCGCCAGGGAAAUUUCAUGGAGGCACAUCAGGUGUCUCUAGUGUUUGAUCUGGGGACGUCUGCCUGUUUUGGCGAGUUGGUGUUCAUGGAGCGCUACAAAGAGGUUUUGGUGGAUUUGGGGCAGGUGGAGCAGAAAAUGGAAAGCCACUCCAUGUCUUCGUCCUCCUCCUCUUCAGAGGGCUUGGGGUCAACAGCUGGGCCAGGCACAGGGAGGACCCGACUGGGCAGUAGUGGGCGAUCAACACUGCAGGCCAUCGAAAGUGCAGCUGCUGCAGGUGUGGCUUUCUAUUCCAUCGCAGACAUAGCAGACCGUCUCCUCAGCACCCCUGCUCACCCGAUGCCCUCGUUGGAGGAGGACUACUGGCUAAACCACUGCUCUUCAGACCCCUCUGGCCUCCUUUACAGACUCCUAGAGGAGCUCAGCCCAGCAGCUAUGGCUGCCUUUGACCUGGCGUGCUGUCACUGUCAGCUAUGGAAGACAUCCCGACAGCUGCUGGACACCGCAGAGCGCAGGCUCCACAGCAGCCUGGAGGCUCGAGGAGUAAGAGUUGACCCCAGGGUUCCUCAUUCUGAGGGGAUCUGUGGAUUUCCCAUGAUCUUACAGCAGAUCAGCAAGAUCCUGAAUCACUCUGCCACUAAUAAGGGCCUGGUCAAAACAGAAGCUGUUGGCGAGGACCAAGUGUUUGCCAGCCCUUUUGGUUGCUGUCUUCAGGAAGUUCUCCUGUGUUGCCACCCAACCCUGAGUGAGGAGUUCAUUGCUUCUCGGCUCAGUUUGGCUCAGAGCUUAGAGACCACCCUGCACAUUCUGAGUACUGCUACAAAUACCACAGAGGGCAGUGUGGGCAGCGCUCUUCUAGCAUUGCUGGUCGAACAGGCCAGUCUGAAGCAGUCAGAGCUGGACACUCACCCUGUGCGCUCCAGCAUGAAGCAGCUGCUUCGUUCUCUGGAUCAGCUCUGCCCCUUUGAGCCAGACCUUGCCAGACCAGAUUAUGUGCGCAGUUUCCUCGACUAUGUGAACACACUAGCAUCUGUGCUGGUGCGCAGCCUUGGUUCAGAAGACCAGAGUGAUGAAGUGAAGCUUGGGAAUCCACUGCUGGUGUUGCUUCAACCCCCAUUUCAGCUUCUCUCCCACCUGCUCUUUGACAGACAGGUGUCUCCUGACAGAGUGCUGUCCUUGCUGCAGCAGGAAGGUCUGCGACUGAGCGUCCAGCAGGUGAUUGUCCAGAGAUGCUGUGAGACUUUGCCCCUGUGGUCUUCCUCUCCAGCUACUGAAAGGGCCACCAGUCAGGCCAAAAAGAAUGGAGAGUUCACUGUUGCCAGUUUGUCCAUCCUACUUCAGCGGCAUGCUAAGGAGCACAUGCCAGCUCUGGGAAUCACAGAGCCUCAGUCUGAUGGCAGCUCUGAGUCUGAGGCCUCGGAGGACGACCACUCUGCUACACCCACCGCCCUCUCCAUCUUGUCACCCUCUUUGUCAUCCUCCUCCUCUUUGUCUUCCUCCUCAAACUCUUUUCUCCUCACACCAUCUGCCCUGUCUUUCCUGAAGUCUCGCUCUCCUUUACUGGCCACACUGGCAUGUCUAAGUGCCUGUAAAGGAGAAACUGUUCGGACACCAUCCUCCGGAUGGUCUGGAUAUUUCCGCAGUGGACGUAAAGAGGUUGUUCUAGAUGGUGAGCAGAUUUCUCGUGAGGCAGAUAACCUCCUGAAAGAGUUCCCCAUUCUCCAUGCCUACCUUCACAUCAUGGUGGAACCAGUGCUGGGCACCCUGUCAAGAGAGGGCGAGGAAGGCUCUUCUGGACUGGGGGUGGUUGUUUGCGGGAAACCUCUCAUGAGUCUGCUCCUGUCUGGGCCUCAGGAAGAAGCUGCCCAGGCUGUGGCUGCUGAGGCCUUCCAGAAGGCCCGUCUGACCCGAGCCUUGCGGCUUCUGGAGCUGUAUGGGCAAGGCUGCAGCCAGGAGGGGGCACUAAGAGACCAGCUACUUGCCUGUGCUGCCUUAGAAGAUGGAGGUAAGGGUAUAGGUCAGUUGUUUCGUGUGCAGGAUGCAAACUUGCGAGCUCGUGUUGCUCUCCAGGGUCUGGAGCGAUGGCCGCUGUCAGCCUGCCUGGAGCUGCUUGAGUUCUGCCUUAGUGACCCAGCUACAGAGGUCGCACUGAGAACAGAUGUAGAGCUCAAGAAGAAAGAGCUGGACAUCUAUUGCUCGAUGUUGAAUUUACAGCUUCCGCCAGCCUGGACUACUUGGCAGGAACUGAGAACUGAGUCUAAGACAAACUCUGAGUCCAUUUUGUCUAUGAUGCUGGAGGCAAAAGAGUUUGACCUUUGUGCACGGUGGGUGGAGCUGUAUCCUAUAUCUGACCAGAUGAGACUGCAGCUGAAGACUGAGCAUUUGCUUCAUCUGCUGGAAAAUGGACAGACAGACGAAGCAUUCAAGUUACUUGAGAGCCUCUCAGAUUUCGUGGUCGGCCUGGAUGUUUGUGAGCGGGCUCUGGACCGUCGCCCCGGACUGGCUGCCUGUUACUUCCUGGCCGACUACCUCACCCUGCAUUUUCAGAGGCAGGUGUCUCCAGCACGUCAACAGCACCACGCCCUUCAUCUGGGUUCUAAGGUGUUGCUCACCCUGCCCCCAGCAGCCAGACAGGACUAUUUCUUUCUGCUGUCGGAGCCUCUGCUGAUGCUGGAACAGCUGUUGAUGAACCUAAAGGUGGACUGGGCCGAAUUGGCAGUGCGAACCCUGCGGAGCCUGCUGGUUGGUCUGGAGGCUGGUUUUGGUGCUGAGGACAUUGAUAAUAUUCUGGCAGAAUACGCCAGCAAGGCCCUCGACUUCUCGUGCGCCCCCAGAGAGAUGGCUCGAUCUGAUUCUGUAAUCAGCUUCCAGGAUGCAUCGCUGUUCUGUCCUGCUCAGGACAACUCCUCUAUAUCUUCCAGUCGAUUUGAAUCUCCAACAACCUCUACAAGCAGCACCCCCUCACACACCCCAUCCUCAAAUAGCACAGACAGGGAGAGGGGUCGAAGCUCAGCAGGGAGAAAACACCGCUUGUCUGCCAAGUUCAAGCCUCCAGACCAGCCCCCGGCCCGUAAAGACUGGGUCCCUGACACCCAACACCACGUGUGCAUGGUCUGCCGGCGUGAGAAGUUCACCAUGUUCAACAGACGGCAUCAUUGUCGAGCGUGUGGCCGCCUGGUGUGUCACGCUUGUUCUGAGCAUAAGAUGCAUGUAGAGGGAUGCCCAGGGGAUGAAGUCAGAGUCUGUGACGACUGUUACGCCUUCUUUCAACCAGACUCUGACAAUGACUUGGAACCAACUGAAGUGGCCGGUAUUCCUGUAGUGACACAGGAAGCUUUAGAUGGGAUGCUGCAUUUGCCUGAAGUGGUCCAUCGACGGAUCCAACUCAGCACAAACCCUGCAGAGAAUCAGCUGCAGCGGAGCGAGUUCUACUAUGAACAGGCUCCCAGUGCAUACCUCUGCGUUGCCAUUUUAUCUCUGCACAGUGACCAAACAGCCUGUGGUCAUCAGCUCAUCAAACACUGUCGCGCUUUGUCUUGUAAACUGACCAAUCCGGAGGUCGAUGCCUGCCUUCUGACAGAUGUCAUGCGGCAGCUGCUGUUCAGUGCCAAGCUGAUGUUUGUUAAAGUUGGCCGCAGCCAGGAUCUCGCCUUGUGUGACAGCUACAUCAGUAAAGUAGACGUGCUUAAGAUUCUAGUGACAGCCAAUUACAAAUAUAUUCCUUCUCUGGAUGAUAUUCUGGAGACCUCUGCCGUCACACGCCUUCGUAACCAGCUGCUGGAAGCGGAGCACUACCAGCUAGCAGUGGAGGUGUCUACAAAGAGCGGGCUGGACCCAGGCGGCGUGUGGCAGGCAUGGGGGAUGGCCUUGCUGAAGGCAGGGAACCUUUCAGGAGCAAGGGAGAUGUUUCCCCGGUGCCUGAAGGCUCCAGUGGACCGCAGCCAGCUCAACCUGGGUCCCUUACUGCUACAGGAGAUUGUCCAGCACCUGGAGACGACUGUACAACCCACUUUGUCCACGUCUUUUGGUGAGGACAUCUUGGCAUCCUUGCGGGAGCUGGAGGACGCCAUGAGUGACUCUGGUCCCGUGGAGCGACCAGAGGGACAGAGACAGAGCAGCAUCCUCCACCAGGAGUGUCUCUACUACCUGAACUCAUAUGGCACUCACCUGGCCCUGAUCAGCUUCUACAUGCGUCAUAACUGCAUGACUGAGGCCCUGACGUACCUACUCAACAAGGACUGCCCAGAGGAGGUGUUUCUGGAGGGUGUGUUGCAGCCCAGUUUGGAGCAGGGGCGUCUUGGCAUGCUGCAGGGGAUACUAGAAAAACUGGACCCUGGCCUGGAGGCGUGCAGCCGCUACCUCAUUGCCUCCUGCCAAUUUCUGCAGCGGCGGAAAUACUUUCACACACUUUACCAGCUCCAGCAGUUUAUGAUGGAUCAUGUGCGUGCGGCUAUGACCUGUAUCCGAUUCUUCACACAUGGAGCUGGUUCAUACCUACAACUAGGAGAACAGCAGCGCUGGUUGGUCAGAGCCAAAGAACACCUGAGGACAUACCUGCAGGAGCAGCAAGGUCGGGGCAGUGGGAGGAGGAAGUCUCAGGUCAACUCAUUAAGGAAGAUGAUGUCGUCCAGUGACGUGUCCAGGCACAUGAAUACAAUUGAGCUCCAGCUGGAGGUGACCCGUUUCCUCCAUCGCUGUGAGACAGCUGGCACCUCCAAGGCUCCACAGACCAGUACACCUUCCUCCAAGUCCCCAGGAUCUAGUUCACCGCCUACACUGUUUGGGGGAAAUCCCAUGAAGAUUGAGGUUGCCUGUAAGGUCAUGCUUGGAGGAAAAAACAUAGAAGAAGGCUUUGGCAUUGCAUACAGAGUCAUACAAGAUUUCCAGCUGGAGGCCCAGACUGUGUAUGUGCGGGCUGGCCAGAGGCUUGUCCGACAGAGGCAGUAUGGAGCCGUAAGGCAGCUGCUCAAAUGUGUGAGCGAAUCAGGCACCGCCACCAAAAACGACUGCGAUGGCCUCAUCCUCAGCUGUGUCUCCAUCGCAGAAAAGGGACCAGCUGAUGCAAAAGAGCUGGAAAGUCUCAUUCUAGAGACCAAGAGCUCAGACAGCAAGAUCAAAGCCUACCUACUGUGCAGUAAGCUGCGGCCAGCGUACUUGCUGGCGGUCAAGCUGGAGCCGAGCCGGGCGGGACCUCUGGUCCAGGAUGUCCUUCAGGCUGCCGAGGAAGCACAGGACUCAGUGAUGCAGAACAUCUGUCGCCAGUGGCUGUCUGAGCAUCGCAACAAGCCACCUCAGCAGCGCCAGGGCCGACCCAAUGCCAGGUGAAAGCAGUCAGCCUAACGAAGGAUUAUAGAGACAGCACUCAAAAAAAAACAAACAGAUGAGCUGCAAAUAAGAGGAUCCAGGGUUUCUAAUGUUCUAGAAGUGUUUGGGGAGGUGAAUGAACAGUAAGAUCUCAGAUUAAUAUGACUGCACCCUGUCUGGAACAGGUGAGCAGCUGUUGCACAUACUGCAUGUUGUGUGGUCCUCGCCGUGGAUUAUAAUCGAUACAGUACAUGUCAACAGAUUAUUAAAAUCCCAGAAAAAACCUUUUUGAGAGAGAGGAGACAAUGUCCUUGUAGUUGAUCUUAGGCUCUGGUUGCGUCAUACUAACACUUUAGCAUACACUGUGUAGCUAUCAUAUAGUCUUGCAUUAGGAUUGUGUAGUUUCCCUUUUAUAAAAGUAAGAUCACUCUCAUAUUUAAACAUUUUGUAUUGUAUGGUCUGUGGAAUAAAUGAUUUUCAUCUCAUGAUAGCUGGCACUGUAUUGCCAGGUUCAUUUAGGUUCAUUUUCUUUUGGUUAUGCCUGCUGUAUACAAGGGACCUCUUACCAGCCAGUGUUACUUCAGCAGUACUUUUUUCAUAUUAUUUGUAAAAUGUGCUAGAUGUGGCUUUAUGUUUAGCUGUAUUUAGGUUUGAAUCACUGGCCUAAUCCUUGUGUACCAUCACCAGACAGUGUAUGCUGAGGAGCUAGCAUGGGACACUGGAGUUGGAAUGAAUGAUUUAGGUGUCUGUGCUCACUAAACUGUCAGUUAAUUAGAAAACUCAAAUGUUACUGUAAAUCUCGUCUUUGCUGAGCCCCAGUGGUUAAAAUUCUCCCCUUGCUGCAGUGGUGCAUAGGUGUAUUCCAGGUGCCCGUGACAUCCCAGUGCACACCUCUAACUACCCCCAACCACACUCGUCACUGAUACUGUGUGUGAGGUUGGAGAAGAAGCAGAGAAGUAACUUUCAAUCAGAGGGGGCAGUAAUACACAGAUUUCCAGCCUGGUUUUAAAUGUCUCAGUGGAAACAUCUAGAAACCCUGAUGAUCACUUUCUGUUUGUUUAUUUUCAGUGUCCUUCCUCUCUGUAAAACAAACGAAUCACCACAGUGCUUUAUUUACAUUCUGGAAAUAUUUUGCUUUUAUCUCAUCUCCACAAUAUUUGAGCAGUAGCACUGCACCAGAAUGACAGCAGCUCUUUCAUAACACAACUGCUAACUGCAGUGUAAUAGUUUUCAUUUUCUUACACGAUGCGAUCAUAUCUAAAUAGUAAUUGAUUUGUGUCCUACCUCAACUUAAAGGGAAAAUACAGUAUCUGUAACUGACUGGAAAGACCAUGACAAAUGGGUUACAUAUCGAGUUCCCCCCCAUUUUUAUGUCCUGAUUGUCUCCGUGUGUGGAUCUUGUUUUGCUCUAAUGUGAAUGUAAUGAUGUCCUCUGCCAAGAAAGAUACGAGGUCAAACCUUAAACUGAAAAAUGCAGAAUUGUGUUUUUAUACCCUCAGUGAAGCUGUUUCUCUGUUCGACCUGACAUUGUAUAACACAUUUUCUGGCAUUGAGAUCUUUACAAAAAACAAGCUUGGGGAUGGAUACAGAAAGGGACCCACUUGUGGAUCAUGAAAUAGAUGUUUAAUUAAUUAUGCAGGAAAUCAAUUCUCUAGUCCUCAGUUCUGUCUCUGGGUGGUGGGUUUUUAUAUCUCAUGUGUCAUGUUUUUGUAAUGAUUGUCGCUCAUUUCAAUUCAUAGUUUUUGCUUUAUUCUCAUGGUUGACAUGACCCUUAUCCAUUUGAACCUUAUAAAUCUGAAAUGAUCAACUUGCACAGAUAAUACAAAUAAAUACUCUUUCAAAAAAGGGAUUUAACUGUGGCUAUAUGUCAUGGUUUCAUUUAGCUUUUUCACAAACUGACAACUUGGCUAAAACAGGAAAACAGUGCAAAAGAUUUGUCACCAUGAAACAUGUCUUUUAGUUUAUUUGCAUGACAAUCACCCAUGUUGCUGAAGUCGCCUUUUCAGGAAGGUGUAUUUCAGAGCUUUUCUGAUCAAAUGGUAGAGCUACAUCUUAAUUUAGAGGAGAAAGUGUGUUGUCCCUUUGCGUUGUUUCCCUCUGCUGCACUAGUCUGAACCCUCAGAUGGGCAGACCUUCCUGUGAUUGUGAAUGAGUGUUCACUGGCAAGAGAUUAAAAGAAACCAGUCUAAACUUGAGAUGCACAUGUACAAGAUUCUUGCACUCUAAUCCUCCUUAACUUGGAGUGUUGGCUCAUCACUGCCGCACUUUAUAUUAGUGAGUUUAAAAAAAAUAAACUUCUUUGGGGAAAAACUUGUAAAAUAUGUAAUAAAAUAACUGUUAAUGAUGUAGGCACUAAUGAUUUUGAAGUGUAAUUGAUUUCUCCAUCCCUUGUAAAAUAAUAUGAAAAUGAAAUAAAAACAUAACA